AAUAAAAGAUGAUUCUUACUGGACUUCUAGGAAGAACAUGGUAAUGUGAGUUGCUGAAGCGUUUUAAUUACUCUUUAUCAAUCAUAUGGAAAUGAUCCACAGUACCACCAUAUUUCGAGUGCCACGUAAGAUCAGUUCCAUUUAUGACGUCAUUUACAUCAGUGGUUCUUCUUGAAAACAUAAAACAAGAUGGCGUACCAAUCCUUCCAAGCAGAAUACAUGCAAAUGCCCACUGUAACACGGGCUUAUACGACUGCCUGUGUCUUUACGACGUUAGCUGUGCAAUUGGACAUAAUUACACCGUUUCAACUGUAUUUCAAUCCAGAGUUGAUAUUCAAGCAAUACCAGCUGUGGCGACUGUUUACAAACUUUCUCUUUUUUGGAACGAUCGGUUUUAAUUUUUUAUUUAAUAUGAUAUUCACAUAUCGUUAUUGCAGGAUGCUAGAGGAAGGAUCAUUUCGUGGAAGAACUGCAGAUUUUGUGUUCAUGUUUUUGUUUGGUGCGUUUGUCAUGACCCUAAUUUCAUUGGGUAUAAAUAUAGUUUUUUUAGGCCAGGCGUUUACCAUAAUGUUGGUUUACGUUUGGAGCAGAAGAAACCCUUAUAUCAGAAUGAAUUUCUUUGGUCUGCUGAACUUUCAGGCACCGUAUUUGCCAUGGGUGUUACUUGGCUUCUCAUUGAUGUUAGGAAAUGCUGUCAUUGUUGACUUAAUGGGUAUUGCUGUUGGUCAUGUCUAUUAUUUUCUGGAAGAUGUUUUCCCAGAACAGCCAGGUGGAUUCAAAAUGUUAAAAACACCAUCAAUUCUGAAAACAAUAUUUGACGGUCAGCCUGCGGAUCCAAAUUACGAACCAAUGCCGGAAGACCGACCUGGUGGGUUUCAAUGGGGUGCACGUGAGGAAAUUGAAGAUGAGAGAUAAUUUGUUGCUGACAAUGAGUCGAAGCAAUGAUGCCAUGUGCAAAGCGAGACCUAAAAUAGAAAUUUCUACCUGAAGGAAAAAAAUCAUCGGUCUCUGCUAGUGUCAUUCAAGAUAGAUGAAGAGUGUCCAAUUCUCCAAUUUAUAUUAAAAUUAUCAGCAGUUGUACAUACUGUAUAUAAUAAUAAAGACAGUAUCUCAUUGAAUGCAUCAAUAUUUUAGUAAAU
Molecule: messenger RNA, 1139 nt
Organism: Dendronephthya gigantea
Lineage: Eukaryota; Metazoa; Cnidaria; Anthozoa; Malacalcyonacea; Nephtheidae
Product: derlin-2-like
Exons: 7
Coding region: 190-915 (241 amino acids)
Biological process (GO): endoplasmic reticulum unfolded protein response
Cellular component (GO): Hrd1p ubiquitin ligase ERAD-L complex; endoplasmic reticulum membrane
Molecular function (GO): ubiquitin-specific protease binding; misfolded protein binding
Source: RefSeq, a predicted model, not a curated record